This is a messenger RNA of Penicillium taxi, 1800 nucleotides long. RefSeq names its product Zn(II)2Cys6 transcription factor. The transcript has 3 exons. Gene Ontology annotation, cellular component: nucleus. Bases 1 to 1800 code for a protein of 599 amino acids. The record is from RefSeq and is a predicted model, not a curated record. Gene Ontology annotation, biological process: positive regulation of transcription by RNA polymerase II. Gene Ontology annotation, molecular function: DNA-binding transcription factor activity, RNA polymerase II-specific; zinc ion binding; transcription cis-regulatory region binding. NCBI's taxonomy places the organism in Eukaryota, Fungi, Ascomycota, Eurotiomycetes, Eurotiales, Aspergillaceae.
AUGUUGUACAUGCAGAAUUCUAUCGGUCAACUGGAUAUAAGUGGUCAAGGGGACGAAUGCGAAAGUCCCACCGACCUACCUACUUUAUCUACAGUCGACGGUACUAUUCGAGCAAGCUCUAGUGUCAGCAACAGCAGCCCCGAUGAUUCAACAGAGUCUCCGGACUGGAACGACACAGAACAGUUUCCUCCAGAGCUCAACUUCCACCAACCACGCAUGUCGUUCAACUUCCUUGUAGAUACAGCCAUGGAUACACUUCCGAAAGUUGAGGAGUUGGAGGAGCAUGAUAUACAGAGUAUCAAAUCAGCUGAAGUGGGGGCUCAACCAGACAAUCUGGCGGGUGCUCCCGAGAUGGUUCCACGGAAACGUGGUCGUCCUCGCAAACACCCGCUGCCUGCGUCUGGAUGUCAAAUCAAAGCUACAAAGGGUCGCUCUAAGACCGGCUGUAUAACCUGUCGGCGUCGUAAGAAAAAAUGCGAUGAGACAAAACCGGCCUGUCUCAACUGUCAAAAAAAUGCCGUUGUAUGUGAGGGCUAUCCUCCCAAGGAAAUCUGGAAGAGUGGGCGACAGAAAAUGGCUGAUGCUGCCAGAACCCAGUCCCUUGCAUCAGUACCUCGCAGCCUUCCGGUGCUCAUCGACGGGAUUGAAACAGAACUAGAUCGACGCUUCCUCGACCACUUCGUAUAUGGGUUCAGUCGUGUUUUGACUCUGAUCAAUGACGACUCGAAUCCAUUCAAGGAAAUCUUGCUACCCAUGGCUACCCAGCACCGGGGCCUGAUGCAUUCACUGAUGUGCCUAUCAGGCUCACAUUUAUCCGGUCUGGAUCCAGAUGAAAAACUGAAGGACCGAAAAUACUUCCACUUCCACCGCGCCAUCCAGGACCUGAAGGAUAACAUCGUCCAGUCAUCCUCGACAGCAGCGGCACGAGGGGGGCUAAUAGAUGAUGAAGAGCAACUGCUGGUGGAAGACCCUAUUAUUGCAUCAACGAUAGCGCUCAGCUUGAACACCAUCUGCGAGGGCGAAACAAACGGGGAGUAUCGACCGCACAUGGAUGCUGCCCGAUACCUCCUGAUAUCGCAGCAGCCUCGCAAUGAAAAGUUCCGACAAUUCAUCGUCGAAUUCUUCCAGUACCACGACGUUUCUAACGCUCUCACCUCUCUGGACCGACGACCCGCUCUUCUCCAAGAGGGCAUGCGGUUGCCCGCCUUCAUGCCCCUUGCACCGGCAGGCAUGUUUGUCGGGGUCUUCGAUGGACUCUUCAACUACAUCUCCCAAAUCACUCAGCUCCGUGACCGCAUCCGCCAGCGACACGACCAGGGCUAUGAGCCAGCUGUGGACUACCAGACCCUAAGUGAGUCAGUCCAGAUCGACACUGCCAUCCGAGCAUGGAAAGCCUCUCAUGAGCCAGAUUCAGCGAACUGGUGCUUGGCUCAACUGUACCGACAGUCUACAUGGGUAUAUCUAUACCGUACCAUUCGACCCUCUCGCCCCAGCGACAAGAUUGCUAUGGUCGUCGACGAUGGCCUAGCAUAUCUAGACCGGCUACCGCAGGAUGCUAGCGCAUACAGUAUUGUCCUGAUGCCACUGUUUCUUUUAGGCUGUUCUUCCUUCCUACAAGAACAGCGGGAUCGUGUUCGGCGAGGGUUUGAGUCCCUCAAAGCAUACUCAAACCUGCGCAAUAUUGAGCCGGCCUUUAAGGUGGUUGCAAAAGUUUGGGAGACCAUGGACACCAACUUAGAGGACAGUUGGGAUUGGGAGAGGAUUAUUCAGGGUAUGAAGAUGGACUUCCUAAUCACUUGA